Messenger RNA from Quercus robur (English oak), 3466 nucleotides. Its product is annotated as probable disease resistance protein At5g66910. Gene Ontology annotation, biological process: defense response to fungus. The record is from RefSeq and is a predicted model, not a curated record. Bases 366 to 3188 code for a protein of 940 amino acids. The transcript is spliced from 6 exons. Lineage: Eukaryota; Viridiplantae; Streptophyta; Magnoliopsida; Fagales; Fagaceae. Gene Ontology annotation, molecular function: ADP binding.
AAAAAAAAGAGAAGAAAAAGAAACUUCCAUUCACUUUCCCAAGAAAUUACCCCUUAAUUUCCUUUUGCUUAGUUGUUAAUCAUAUUAGACGACUAGAGUAGACUCGGAAGUCAUAUAGUCAACUUGUUCCCACCCAGAAUAGAGGCUCAAGAAGCAUUACAAAUUCUUCUCUUUCUCAGAUUGUUUUGCAUCAAUUAAAGCUGAGAGCAGAACAAAUACAAGAAUGUCCAGCAGCCUCUUGAGCGUUUUCUCUGUACUUUCAUUUGUUUGAAUGAAAAUCUAAUUCAUCCAAGCAAAGAUAUAUUGGUGUCCCUUUUUUUUUUUUUUUUUUUCUUAAUAAAAAUUUUUGGCAUAGUUUGGUAGAUAUGGCAGAUCCUGUUACAGGGGCUCUUGUGGGGGCAGCUUUUGGAGAGGGAUUUACUAUUUUGCAUGAAGCGGUUAGGAAUGUUGUAGGCCAAGCCAUUAUGUUCAAAUCCAUUCUUAGAGACUUAGAAUCCACGCUAGAUCGUAUAGCACCACAGGUCCAAAAGAUAAAAGAAUUAAACCUAGCUCUUCAUCGCCCAGAAAGGGAAACAGAGAUCUUGACAGAACAAAUGAAGAAGGGUGCGAAGCUGGUUCGCAAGUGCUCCAAAAUCCAGUGUUGGAACUACUGUUUCAAAUCCCAUUAUGCAAGCAAACUUUCGGAGUUGAACGAUGCCAUUGAAACAUUCUGUCGUGUUGAUUUGAUAUUACAGAUCGCAGGGACUGGGUUGGAGACUUUGAACAAGCUGAAUCAGAACACAAGCAUUGCGUUGGAGACUUCGGCCAAGGUGGAUCAGAACACAAACAUUGCGGUGGAGACUUCGGCCAAGGUGGAUCAGAACACAAGCAUUGCGUUGGAGACUUCGGCCAAGGUGGAUCAGAACACAAACAUUUCGGUGGAGACUUCGGCCAAGGUGGAUCAGAACACAACCAUUGCGGUGGAGACUUCGGCCAAGGUGGAUCAGAACACAACCAUUGCGUUGGAGACUUCGGCCAAGGUGGAUCAGAACACAAACAUUGCGGUGGAGACUUCGGCCAAGGUGGAUCAGAACACAAGCAUUGCGUUGGAGACUUCGGCCAAGGUGGAUCAGAACACAGGCAUUGCGUUGGAGACUUCGGGUAAGGUGGAUCGUGUUUUGGAGCGUUUGGACAAUUCUGACGUAAGGAUGAGAUUUAGGUCACGGACACUGUCGGUGCCUAAACCCCGGGAUGAUAUUGUUGGGUUGGAUUUGCCUUUGAAGGAGUUGAAGCAGCUACUGUCUAAUAAAAAGGAGCCGCUUCUUCUAUUGACUGCUCUUGGAGGUUGCGGGAAGACCACACUCGUCAAAAUGCUUUUUUGGGAUAAGGAUAUUAAAGACAUAUAUGGGGAAAAAAUAUUUUUUGUCAACGUUUCACAAGCUCCCAACCUGACGGGCAUGGUACAAAAACUGUUUAAGCAUAAUGGUGAGGAGUGUCUUGAGUUUCAAAGUGAUGAAGAAGCAAUUGACCAGCUAGAGCAACUGCUGGAUGAAAUUAGACAACCUAUAUUGUUGAUAUUGGAUGAUGUCUGGCCCGGAUCAGAAUCCCUUAUUGAGAAGUUCAUGUUUAAUAUUCCUGAUUACAAGAUUGUGGUGACUUCAAGAACUGCAUUUCCAAGAUUUCCAUAUAGAUAUAAAUUAAAUCCAUUAAAUCGUGUAGAUGCCAUGAGUCUUUUUUGUUACUCAGCAUCAUUGCAAGACCAAGACGAGAGCUCUGACAUUCCAGAAGAAUAUAUCGAAAAGUUUGUAAGCAGUUGUGGGGGGUUGCCAAUAGCCCUUAAGGUGAUUGGUGGUUCACUCCGUGGGCAACUUGCAGAUGUUUGGCUCAGUAAACUAACAAAAUGGUCCGAGGGUCAUUCUAUUUUUGACUCUGAUGCAGAUGUGCUUGAUUGUCUCCAAAAAAGCCUAGAAUUUUCUGCUGACAAGACCCUCAAAGAGUAUUUCAUGGACCUAGGUUCAUUUCCUGAAGACCAAAGGAUCUCUGCUACUGCCCUCAUUGAUAUGUGGACAGAAUUACAUGAACCAAGCGAAAAAGAUGUCCAUGCAAUUACCAAUUUGCUUGAACUCCACAAUCGGAAUUUGGCUAGUCUUGAAAUGACAAGGAAAGAUGAAACUCAGAUCGACUACUAUUACAAUGAAGACUUUAUCACACAACAUGAUGUUCUCAGAGACCUAGCUAUCCAUCUAAGCAACCAGGAGCCAGUACUACAAAGGAAAAGACUAAUUGUGGACAUCAGGGGAAACAAUCCACCAAAGUGGUGGACGGAACAGAAGCAACCACUCAUUAAUGCACGCCUAUUAUCUAUCUCAACUGAUGAAUUGUUUUCAUCAAGUUGGUGCAACAUUCAAGUACCCGAAGUUGAGGCUUUAGUUCUGAAUUUUCAAACAAGGAAUUAUGCCUUACCCGAGUUUGUGGAGAAAAUGGUUAAACUCAAGGUUAUAGUUGUCACUAAUUAUGGUUUCUUUCCUGCUGAAUUAAGCAAUUUUCAGCUACUCAGGUCCCUCCCCAAUCUAACGAGAAUUAGAUUAGAGAAGGUUUCAAUUCCUUCCCUAUGCAAUACCCUUGUUUUAUUGAGGAGUUUGAAGAAAUUAUCUUUAUUUAUGUGUAAUAUUGGUCAAGCUUUUGGGAAUUCAACCAUAAAGGUUUUAGAUUCAUUGCCAAAUCUAAUGGAGAUAAACAUUGACUAUUGCAAUGAUUUGGUGGAAUUGCCUGGAUGGUUGUGUGAGGUUCUCCCCCUGAAAAAACUUAGGAUCUCCAAUUGUCAUAAGUUGCCUUUACUGCCCGAAAGAAUUGGAAACUUAACAAAUUUAGAAGUGCUAAGACUUAGGUCUUGUACCGAAUUGUCAAAGUUGCCAGAGUCAAUCAAAAGUCUCCAUAAGUUGAGCAUUCUUGACAUAUCUGAUUGCCUAAGCAUUUGCAAGUUGCCAAAACACAUUGGUGAGUUACAUAGUUUAACAGAGUUCCACAUGAAAGAGUGCUUGAGGUUGCGGAAUCAAUUGCCACCAUCAAUCAUGGAGCUCCAGCAGUUGAAGCUUGUGGUAUGUGACGAAGAGAGGGCCAAGUUAUGGGAGCCUUUCAAGGAAUUCCUCUCAAAUUUAAAGGUAAAAGUGGCUAAGAAAGAUAUCAACUUGAAUUGGCUUCCCAAAUAAUGAUUGUGGAGGCCAAUUUCUUCUUGAAAAAUUUUGUAGUUUUAUUAUUUGAUAUUGUCCUCUUCCGUUCUUUGUUCUUUUGUCCUUUUUUCUUUUGUAAAGAAAUAAGUGGCUUAGUACACUCGAAAAAGGAAAUGUCUUUUAGGAGUUGCAGUUGUAGAUAUAUUAUAUGUACCCCUUAAAAAGUAUUGGGAAAUUUAAUGCUGAGGGAUGUGAAUGCAUAGUUUUCAUUAUGUAUGGUUACGUGGAAAAAGAAUUUGUAAAAUUCAUUUAGUAAA